Messenger RNA from Emericellopsis atlantica, 1802 nucleotides. Its product is annotated as acetylornithine aminotransferase. Gene Ontology annotation, molecular function: pyridoxal phosphate binding; transaminase activity. Lineage: Eukaryota; Fungi; Ascomycota; Sordariomycetes; Hypocreales; Bionectriaceae. Gene Ontology annotation, cellular component: cytosol. The record is from RefSeq and is a predicted model, not a curated record. The coding region runs from base 317 to 1726 and encodes 469 amino acids. The transcript has a single exon.
GGGCUCCUUUGGCUUCGAUGACCAGACCAUGGAUACCAACAUGCUGCUCAACCAGCUCAUGGCCGAGGUCAGCACCAAUGUCGACGAGCAGGGCGCCUGGUCCCAGUGGUGGCCGACCAUGCAGGAGGUGGAACUGCCAGAGGGUGUGCCGCUGCUCAUGUAAUGCGUGUGUUGACGACGAUAGUCAGACUCGCUGUAGGAGCUCCACCUCAGCCAUCGGAUCUCGGGUCUGAGACGAAGUCCAAGUCAAUAAAAGACACCGGCAUCCGUCUAUCAGACCUUCCUCGGACGCACUCACACAAGACUCCCCAGCGACAUGACUUCCCACCCAACGGGAGACGAGUUGUCCCAGCCAACACCACCCACAGAGGAAUCGCCCUCCUCCUACAUUCCAGGCCGCCUUCUCCACCGCUCCUUUACCCACCACCCGGCCUCCGUACUCUCAGCCAAGGCAUCAACACUCUUCCUUUCUGACGGCCGGUCCAUCCUCGACGCCUGCGGUGGUGCCGCCGUCGCCACCAUUGGGCACGGCCACCCGUCCGUCCUCGACGCCAUCAGCCGCCAGGCGCAGGAUGUGUCCUACGUACACACACAGGCCUUCACGACCCCCGCCGCCGAGGAUCUCGCCAAUCUCCUCCUCGAGGGUCAGCCCGGCGGUCUGGACAUGGCCUUCUUCGUCGGCUCCGGCUCCGAGGCCGUCGAGGCGGCCAUGAAGCUCGCCCGGCAGUGGCACUUUGAGCGCGGCGAGACGCAGCGCGUCCACUUUGUCGCCCGCCAGCAGGGCUACCACGGCAACACCAUGGCGAGCAUGUCCCUCUCCAGCAACGUCGCCCGCAAGAUCCCCUACCAGGGUUUCUCGUACCCGCACGUCACGCACGUGUCCCCGCCUUUUGCGUACCGGUACCAAAGGGACGCGGAGAGCGAGGAGGACUUUACCAAUCGCCUCGUGCAGGAGGUGGAGGAUGAGUUCCUCCGGAUAGGAACGGACAAAGUCAUCGCCUUUGUGGGCGAGACCGUCAUUGGCGCCACGGCAGGGUGCGUCACUCCUCCCAAGGGGUACUGGGCCGGGGUCCAGGCCGUGUGUCAGAAGUAUGGCAUCCUCCUGAUCCUGGACGAGAUCAUGUGCGGCUCCGGACGCUGCGGCGCGCCCUUUGCCUUUCUGCAAGAGGAUGUGCAGCCCGACAUUGUCACCGUGGCCAAGGGCCUCGGCGGUGGCUACGCACCCAUUGCCGGCGUGCUGAUGAACCGAAAGGUCACGGACGUGAUCAGGAAUGGCAGCGGGGCCUUUGUCCACGGACACACAUACCAAGCCCACCCUCUAUCGUGCGCCACAGCACUCGAGGUGCAAAAGGUGAUCAGGCGCGAGAACCUCAUCUCGCAAUGUGCACAGAUGGGCAAGUUGCUGGAGGAACUGCUGCGGAGAGAAAUAGGGGGGUUGAAAUCAGUCGGCGACAUAAGAGGUCGAGGGCUCUUUUGGGCUGUCGAGUUCGUGCAAGAUAAAAAUACCAAAGCACCAUUCGAUCCCAAGAUUGGGUUCGGUGUCAAGGUGCAGCAAGAUGCGUUUGAGAGGGGCGUCGCUAUAUACCCAGGCGCGGGCACGAUCGAUGGCCGCAGGGGAGACCAUGUACUGCUGGCGCCGCCGUUCAACAUCACACGAGGAGAGUUGGAGACAGUGGUCGAGGUGCUCAGAGAGUCAAUCAUGUCACAAGAAGCAUUACACGGAUAAACAAUACUUUCUUGAUAUAGACUAUAGUCUAGGUACGUUUCCUUAGGCAGCGUUGUUGUUGCUACAAGUGCCCACC